Nerophis lumbriciformis (worm pipefish) is the source of this 429-nucleotide messenger RNA. The record is from RefSeq and is a predicted model, not a curated record. NCBI's taxonomy places the organism in Eukaryota, Metazoa, Chordata, Actinopteri, Syngnathiformes, Syngnathidae.
AUGAAAUUUGUUUGUUUUGUUUUUUUCUCUCCAGAGUCUCUAUGCCCUCCUGAAUGCAGACACCGUGAGCGCUCACCUUCCCCCAUACGGGGCUUAAAUAUCCCCAGUCCCAUGCCCACACGAAGGAACAGAACCUGUUCAGCGACAGCUAAAGCAUCAGAGGGUCCGGUAUUUGCUGGCGUGUGCAAAUGUUUUUCCCGCGCCAAAGGCCAUGGCUUCAUCACACCUGCCGAUGGUGGCAGCGACAUCUUUGUCCAUAUCUCAGACAUUGACGGCGAGUACGUGCCAGUGGAAGGUGACGAGGUGAGCUACAAGUUAUGCUCCAUCCCACCAAAAUUCGAGAAGGUCCAGGCGGUCGAGGUGACCAUCACUCACCUUAAGCCAGGAAGCAAACACGAGACCUGGACCGGAAAUGUCGUCAACAGCUGA